Arvicanthis niloticus (Nile rat) is the source of this 891-nucleotide messenger RNA. RefSeq names its product aquaporin 10 (gene Aqp10). Lineage: Eukaryota; Metazoa; Chordata; Mammalia; Rodentia; Muridae. Gene Ontology annotation, biological process: glycerol transmembrane transport; water transport. Gene Ontology annotation, cellular component: plasma membrane; basolateral plasma membrane. The record is from RefSeq and is a predicted model, not a curated record. Gene Ontology annotation, molecular function: urea transmembrane transporter activity; water channel activity; glycerol channel activity.
AUGGCCUGUGCUCUGCUUGAAAUCAGGGCCCACCUCCAGAUUCGAAGCCUCAUAACCCGACAGUGCCUGGCAGAGUUUCUGGGUGUGUUUGUGCUCUUGCUCCUCACUCAGGGGUCUGUGGCCCAGGCUGUCACGAGUGAAGAAAACAAAGGCAACUUCUUUACCACCUAUCUGGGCAGCUCUCUGGCUGUUACAAUCGCUAUCUACGUGGCAGGCAAUGUCUCAGGAGCCCACCUAAAUCCAGCCUUUUCUCUGGCCAUGUGCCUGGUGGGACGCCUCCCCUGGGCCAAACUCCCCAUUUACUGCUUUGUGCAACUGCUGUCUGCUUUCUGUGCCUCAGGGGCCACCUACAUGCUCUACUAUGAUGCCCUCCAGCACUACACAGGUGGGAAUCUGACAGUGACGGGUCCCAAAGAGACAGCUUCCAUUUUUGCCACUUACCCUUCCCCAUAUCUGUCCCUGAACAAUGGCUUCUUGGAUCAGGUUCUGGGUACCUGGAUGCUGAUUGUGGGGCUGUUAGCUAUCCUAGACAGACGGAAUAAAGGGGUACCUGCAGGUCUGGAGCCUGUGGUGGUGGGACUACUGGUCCUCACCAUUGGACUAUCCAUGGGUGCUAACUGUGGCUUUCCACUCAACCCUGCCCGGGACCUGGGCCCACGGCUCUUCACCUACCUUGCUGGCUGGGACCCUGAUGUCUUCAGUGCUGGUAAUGGCUGGUGGUGGGUGCCUGUAGUGGCUCCUAUGGUGGGGGCCACCCUGGGCACAGCCACAUACCAGCUCCUGGUGGCUCUGCACCACCCUGAAGAUUCAGAGCUGUUUCCAAAGGUGAUGACAUCUCAACUCAAGGCUUCAGACGUGGUUCCUCUGUCUCAGCUGGAGUGUAAGCUGUAA